Purpureocillium takamizusanense is the source of this 1239-nucleotide messenger RNA. RefSeq lists its product as uncharacterized. The coding region runs from base 1 to 1239 and encodes 412 amino acids. The transcript is spliced from 2 exons. The record is from RefSeq and is a predicted model, not a curated record. Lineage: Eukaryota; Fungi; Ascomycota; Sordariomycetes; Hypocreales; Ophiocordycipitaceae.
AUGGUCCCAGCCCCCGAGGCGCUCGGCCAACGCGCCGCCGACGCCGCGACUUGUCCCAAAGGCACCGCGUUCUACAGGUGCGACGGCAACGACUUUCUCGGCUGCUGCUCUGUCGACCCGUGCGAUCUGCCGACCUGCCCCGACGGUGGUGACGACACCGCAACGGCCUCGGCGCCCGUCACGUUGCCGACGCUUUCGACCAGCACCAAGUCGAGCAAGCACACCUCAAAGACAACCGAGAGCAGCUCUGAGAGACCCCGGAGCACCAUCACCCUCACGGCGUCGUCGACUUCGAAGCGCACGGAUUCCGGCAUCACGCACACCAUCCCCAACUCGUCAGUCGUGACCGUAACGCGCCACACCACCAUCUUCUCCGAGGCCCCGUCCUCAACAACCGACAUCCCCUCUUUAACCGAUACUGCCUCUCUCGUUGAGACUCCUUCCCUCACGAAGACAGCCGCCGACCAGUCCACAGGCAUCUCAUAUAGCCCCACGACGGACACGCCCGCCGCGAGCUCUUCCUCCGCCACGACUAACGCCCAAGCCGGCUCCGUCGCCUCUGGAACCAUCGUGGCCGUGGCCGUAGGCGGCACGGCGUGCCUAGCCAUCAUCGUCGUCCUUAUAUGGGGCGCGAUUCAACGACAGCGCAAGCAGAGACUCCUGGAAGAGGCGCAAAUUUCCAACGACUUUGUUUUCAGCGUGCCGAGCAGCGGCCAUGGACCCGGCCGAGACGACGCCUCCGCGGUCGCCUCUGCGGUUGAGAAGCAAGGGCCACAGUACCAGCACGCGUCUCCCCAUACGACAGGCCGACCAGUCAGCACCGAUCCUUUUGCCCCGUUUGGAGGUCGGGUAGACCGCCCACAAAAUCAACACCGUUCAGGAACCGACGCGUACGAGAUGAGCACUAUCGCCGUUUCACCCGUCGAAAUGGACGGCAGAGGCGUCGCCGCACCCGCCGAGCUGCCCGCCGAGGCUCCCGUGUUCCCAGUGAGCCCAAUGUCACCCGCAGACUUCGCAGCUGGUGGUCUCGUGCGACCGCACUCGUAUCACCACUAUUCACCCGGCUCCGUGCCAACAACGCCCGCGGCAGACCCGCGCGCCAACCUCAGCUCCAUCCAGACGCAGAGCGGACGCGCUGGAUACGUCAACCAGUGGGACCAGUGGCGCACCCUCGGUGGCGGUGGUUCCGGGUCUGGAAACGACAGAGCACCCGGUGCUGCAGGAGGCGGACGGUCGUAA